AUGGUGGAGGACCUGAACCCCGGAGAUCCCGGGGUCUGGGUGGGGGACGGCCUGGACAGCGACAUGACGGGGGCCUUUGGUGGCGAUGGGGGGGCAUUGACAUGUGAGCAGUCCCUUGACGACCCUUCCAACAUCCGGGCUGGCCAGAUCGACGACUCCGGACCGGCGGUCGUCAACGAAGAGGUGGGGGGAGCGAUAAGUGACAAGGGCGCGGUUGACGAGGUGGUGAUAGCUCCAAGGGAGGCUUCGGAGGUAGCGAGAGCAGCUUGGGAAGAGCACCGUAGGCGCUUGCAGCAACAGCAUGACACUCGCAGAAGCGGCCGACCCGAGAGGGUAACGCCGCACAGUGCGGGCUCGACCAGCGCUGCAAUCCCCCUGGUCGUGCCACGUCUUGCACGGCGACAGGAGUGGAAGCGCCGGAGGGCGGCAAGGAGAGACAAGCAGCAGGAGCCGCUAGUGGGGGGCCGGCGAGACCUGCCGGUGGGCGAGCAGCAGGGGGUACGGGAGGGGGCCGGGCAGCCGCCGGUGGGGACGGGACAGCAGGGGUUGCAGAGCGGUGGGCAGCAGGAGCUACAGAGCAGAGGGCAGCAGCAGGUGCCGAGCGGAGGGCAACAGCCCAAGCAGAGCGGAGGGCAGCAGUGGAUACAGGCUGGGGGGCAGCAAGAGCUGCAGGCUGGGGUCCAGCAGGAGUGGCAGGCCGGGGGGCAGCAGGAGCGGCAGGUCGGGGGGCAGCAGGAGCUGCAGGCCGGGGGGCAGCAGGAGCUGCAGGCCGGGGGGCAGCAGGAGCUGCAGGCCGGGGGGCAGCAGAAGCUGCAGGCCGGGGAGCAGCAGGAGCUGCAGGCCUGGGGGCAGCAGGAGCUGCAGGUCAGGGGGCAGCAGGAGCUGCAGGCCGGGGGGCAGCAGGAGCUGCAGGCCGGGGGGCAGCAGGAGCUGCAGGCCGGGGGGCAGCAGGAGCUGUAG
Messenger RNA from Closterium sp. NIES-65, 960 nucleotides. The record is from the annotation of a GenBank genome assembly. Lineage: Eukaryota; Viridiplantae; Streptophyta; Zygnematophyceae; Desmidiales; Closteriaceae.